Coregonus clupeaformis (lake whitefish) is the source of this 1606-nucleotide messenger RNA. RefSeq names its product protein atonal homolog 8. The record is from RefSeq and is a predicted model, not a curated record. NCBI's taxonomy places the organism in Eukaryota, Metazoa, Chordata, Actinopteri, Salmoniformes, Salmonidae. Gene Ontology annotation, molecular function: protein dimerization activity; DNA-binding transcription factor activity. The transcript is spliced from 3 exons. The coding region runs from base 339 to 1202 and encodes 287 amino acids.
ACUGAGGCUAAACAAAUACAGAUGAACCUCAGAGCACAUUCACGAAAAAUGCUGGCAAUUUUGGAUGGUUUAGAAGACGCUCGGAAUCAACGGGAGCAGCAAGCGCCUGCACAUGCGGUCUAUUCUUAUUUUUUGUUAUAUAUAGGCCUAGUAAGCUUGUUGAUGAAUAUUUAUCAUUACAAUCAGAGUGCUGCAUUACAAAGGGACCUUUCCGACUAUGUUUUAUUGAUUAAAUUACAAUAUAAUAUUAUUAUUGUACUGUUGCGCAAUAUUGUAACCUUACAUAUUUAGUUUAUAAGGCAGUGGCACUGUUGUGCAUAGUGCCUAUUUGUGUUGAAAUGAGGAAUCCACAUCUACUCAGCGAUGGCUGGAAGACAAUCAAUGCAAAGGAUGCAACUGGGAAUAAAAAGUUUAAACGAAAAGGUCGGGACCCAAAACGUGUCACCAGUGAAGAAGUCCAAAGUUUCGAACAUGAUUUAAGAAUGGAAGACGACUCUAUGGGGGAACUGAUGGAAGAGACAUGUAGAAACCGUGUCCAAAAAAGACUGCAGGACCCUGGUACAGUUUUAUCUGUGGAGAAAUCUAUCAUUUCAUCUGAAAACCCGAAUAUUGCUAUUGACAUGAGGAUAAAUGCUUUACCAUCUACAGUUACUGGGACGCUCCCAUCGCAGUACGAGUCAACAUCAACAAGCAGAGACUCUUUUCACAGCACAUUCCCACAGGCUACAAGUUAUGACCAUCAACAGUCAUUUGGGUCCGAUCACACAUUACAGUCCCGGAUCGUCCUGUGCCAGCGCUCGGAGAGGUCCCUUUCCUCAGCUUCUCAGGCGUCCUACAUCAAUAGCAGCGACCUGGUGGAAUCGCCAAGGAAACGGCUGGGAGAAACGUCUGGCGUCAUCACUGAGAUCAAAGCCGUUCAGCAGACACGGAGGCUACUGGCGAAUGCCAGAGAGAGGACCCGGGUGCAUACCAUCAGUGCAGCCUUUGAGGCGCUGAGAAAGCAGGUGCCCUGCUACUCCUAUGGACAGAAGUUGUCAAAGCUGGCUAUAUUAAGAAUCGCCUGCAACUACAUCCUGUCGCUGGCUCAGCUUGCAGACCUGGACUACACCCCAGAUCACGGCAACAUGAGCUUCCGAGAGUGCGUGGAGCAGUGCACCCGCACCCUGCAGGCCGAGGGACGCUCCAAGAAGAGAAAGGACUAAAAUCAGUGGAGUGAACCAGACUUCUUAACAAGGCCCUUGAAAAAAAGAAACUCUUCAGACCUCUUCUUCAUCAAGGCCACUCUUGGGAGGAGACUACAAUCAGGCACUUAGCCAUAUGAUGGACCUAAUUUCAUAGGCCUACUUGAUACCUGUUGAGGUAGCAGACAUAUCAAGAAUCACCAGUUAUGGAUAUGUUUCUGCCUGUCAUGAGUUGGAAUGAAUCUCAUUUGGUUGAUGUUUGAAGAGUUAAAAGUGGGAGACAGCAUUGGAUGUUCUUCAUGCAAACAAGCAACCAUGCCUGCUGGAUGACAUCAGAUUGUUUAAUCCCAUUGACAAUUACAUUUUAGUCAUUAAGCAGACGCUCUUAUCCCGCACAAUUUACAGUAGUGAGUACCCACAUUUUU